GCUGUGAGAUAUAGUGAAUGCACAUUCGACUUUUUACGCGAUGGACGAAUGUCUUGCGCCGCGCGAAAGUACUUACACAUUGGGCGCACAUGCGCUCUGAAAGAAUUUCAAACCUCUGUGCGCAUUCAGCUCUGGGCGCGUUCUAAAGCCUUGCCGGUUCAAACAGAGCCCCGUCGCAGCAACUGUGGUGCCGACUGCUGUGUCGGCAGUCGAACCAACAGUAAUGCCGCCAAAUCUUUUUACGAUGCAAACCGCACUGCUGCUGCAAGACGUGCGGUACGGCGGCUGCCCCCCCCUCACUCAACGCACGACCACUGUUGUACGAAUUCAACGAAAGGAUGAAAAGGCGUAAGGCAACUGUAGCAACCUUCAAUAUCCCCUCAACAAGCGGCAAUUCUAUAGUCCCCGCCAGGAAGUCCUAUAACCUUUGAGCUGCAACUCUCUGUACUUUGAGCUGCGGCUGACGAAGGCAGCCUCCAGACUGCAGCCAACGGGUGCUUGCUUCGGCGCGGCGGCUGGCGGAAGCAGUUGGAAUGUCGCGACAAGCUCGCGCUCUAUGAUCUAUAAUGCCCAUCGCACAGCCGAUGAUUCCACUGAAGCAGAAGGAGGCAAACCAACCUAAGCAGAAGCAUUAUGAGAUCUGCUCGGAUUUUUGGAUCGGCCCUGGACGCCCCUGGCCGCGCCUCCGGCGCUGGAACCCCAUCCCUGGCGCGCGAAGAGCGCCAAGGAUUGCGCAGGAGGCGAUCAGAGGCGCCGCCAAGGAUGUCCAGCGCCGACUCGAGGAACGCGCGGACCUCCGAAAGCUUAUGUUUAUGCAGAUGUUUCCCCUUCGAGGUAUCAGCGUCCUUGGCCCGCACGCGCCAUCCCUCUGCGCGGUCAUGCAGUGCACUUGGCCCGGCGCAUCAUUGAGCGCUCCAGACGCGCUGCCCUCCAGGGGUGGGGCAGAACAAGACAGCACAAAACUCUGCAAGUGCGCGCCUCUCUAUUCCAGCCGAGGUGCGCCAGUGCUCUCGAAACGGGCAAGGCCUGCUGGGACCACUGGUGCCGCUGGGGGUGGGGGAUGACGACGGCCCAUGCCUCCAGGCCCGGGGGUAGGAGGGGGGGA
Messenger RNA from Prorocentrum cordatum, 1105 nucleotides. NCBI's taxonomy places the organism in Eukaryota, Dinophyceae, Prorocentrales, Prorocentraceae. The record is from the annotation of a GenBank genome assembly.